UUGUUUUUUUGUUGUGUUUGUAAAUUUUAAUUUUAAAUCAUGGAAUCUGCAACCGGAAAUUCUCAGUGUUUAACUACAGCCACUACAUCCGCCUCUAAUACAAAUUCUUCCACAUCUUCUGCGGCCACCGCCACCACAUCUCUAACAUCCUCCUUAUCACUCUCAACGCUACAAAACUCAACAGCGUCUUGUUCUACUGUCAAUGCUUCGCCGGCUUCUAUUACCAGCACCAGCAAUUUGACCGCUACAGGAAAUUUACCUUCUGUCACAUCUGCCUUAGUUGCCGCUCAUCAUCAUCAUCAUCAGCAGCAGCAACAUCAACCUCAUCAUACACCUUUAUUGCAAAUUUUACCCCUGGAUACAACUGGCUUAAGACAGGAUGACAGCAAUAAUCUGUCUUUAGCCAGCGGUUUAUCGGAAGGUCAACGUUCAUUAUCGGCCGCACCGUCGGCUUCUUCAAGUCCGAUCUUAAGUCCUCCGGGUAAAAUUUUUGGACGGAAUGCCAAUGGUACAAUGGUGGCCACUUCCCGUCCUAGCAAUGAAGCUGAAAUCCAAUUAUAUCGUGUGUUGCAAAAAGCCAGUUUGUUGGCUUACUAUGAUACUUUAUUGGAGAUGGGUGGUGAUGAUGUACAGCAAUUGUAUGAAGCUGGCGAAGAAGAGUUCCUAGAGAUAAUGGCUUUGGUGGGCAUGGCCUCUAAGCCUUUGCAUGUUAGACGUUUACAAAAGGCUUUACACGAAUGGGCCUUAAAUCCCUCGCAAUUCCAAAGUCUGGCUAGUAAUUCCGCUCAAUAUGAUACACCCGCCAAAAAUACCCCAAUUUUCAAUUUAGAAGCCCCUGCAACGGUGGCUGCAGUACGUGCCAAAUUCCCUGCCUUUAAUGCCACAUCCUCUUUCCAUCCCACACCCUUAAUAAAUACCCAUGCCCCAGCACCUUCUGCCCAUUUGUUGUCACAAAUUUGUUCAUUACCUUCGCUACCCGCCCACAAUCCCACACACAUUUUAACUCCCACUCCACAUUUAGCCACACAAGAAAGACCUCUUGCUUUAGCUACCAAUCCCACCUUGACAGUUGUCUCUAAUACAGCCCAUCAGGUAACCUCCAGCUCACCUCAAUUGACGCCUGUGUUAAGUGAAAUGCAGGUGGCUCGCAUUACCUUGGGAGCCGAGAAAAUUGCCUCUCAAUUGCCCCAGCGUGAGCCACGUGCCCAUACCUCCAAGAAACGCACCAGCCGUGAAUUGGAACAAGUGAUUGCCAUGAGUGAAAAUGAUCCCAGACGUAUGGAUGAAAUCCGUAAGUACUCCGCCAUUUAUGGUCGUUUCGAUUGCAAACGUCGUCCCGAAAAACCCUUGACUUUGCACGAGGUCUGCGUCAAUGAGGCCGCUGCCCAGCUGUGCCGUUUGGUGCCAGCUCUCUUAACACGCCGCGAUGAACUCUUUCCCCUGGCCCGUCAAAUCGUUAAAGAUGCUGGUUUUGGUCAUUCUGCCACAAUAGCUCGUUAUGGUAAUUUACUGACACAAAUGUCUCAAGCCCAGACUUCAACACCUCAAACCCGCUCGGCUACCGCCAUGUUGGACUGUGAGUCUAGCGAAACGAAUUUGACACCAUUGAAGAGACAGCGUUUGUCUUCGUCGGAUGCUUCGUUGAAUAAUUCCGACAGUAAUCGGGAUUCCUUGGAAGAUCCACGCUACAAUUUAUUUGCCAUGUAUCAGAAAUUUGCGGCAAAACCACCAUUUGAUUUGGCCGAUAUAGCUAAAUUUACAUUAAACAAACCCACCGAAUUUGAGGAACAAGAUCAGGAAUCUCGUUUUUCAUUUAGCAAUUCCAGUUCUCCUUCAAUACCAAACACGGGUCCGGAAGAGGAGGUUCCUAAUACUGCCACUUUACUGGAUAAAUCGUUUGUAAAAUCUGAUAGCACCACUAAUAACUCCAUGGAUUUAUCAUCCUCUUGUCAGAGUCCUUUAAUAACUGAAUCUAGUACCCCCUCAAAAGUCUCACAUCUACCUUUGUCGGGUGAUGUUCAAGUCAUAUCGGCUGCUGGCAAUCACAUUAUAGCUGUUGCAAAUCCUGCCUUGGUCAUGAGUCCAACUCUAAAUGAGAGUCUUGCCCUGAAGAGGGAAAAUCAUACACCCGAAUUGUAGUGUUUAGGGAGAAUUGUUUGUUUAAACAAAUUAAAAAAGUGCAAUACUUUGAAAAAAUUUUAAUAUAAAAUUUUGUUAAUAAAACUUUUGUACAAAAAAUAAUUUAAAAAAAAAUAAAUUAAAUAAAUAUAAACUUAAAUUAACUAA
This is a messenger RNA of Calliphora vicina (urban bluebottle blowfly), 2286 nucleotides long. It is a transcript of the gene nab, whose product is annotated as NGFI-A-binding protein homolog. The record is from RefSeq and is a predicted model, not a curated record. The transcript is spliced from 6 exons. Gene Ontology annotation, biological process: negative regulation of DNA-templated transcription. Lineage: Eukaryota; Metazoa; Arthropoda; Insecta; Diptera; Calliphoridae. Gene Ontology annotation, molecular function: transcription factor binding; transcription coregulator activity. Gene Ontology annotation, cellular component: nucleus. Bases 40 to 2139 code for a protein of 699 amino acids.